Molecule: messenger RNA, 1515 nt
Organism: Paramecium sonneborni
Lineage: Eukaryota; Ciliophora; Oligohymenophorea; Peniculida; Parameciidae
Source: the annotation of a GenBank genome assembly
AUGCCAUUAUUUAUUGACUAUCUAGUUGACAUAGGUGUUAUCGUUAAUAAAUAUUCGAUCUAAACCAAUAACAUUUUAUUCUCCCUUUCUGAUUAUUUAAAGAAUCUAUCAGCUUCAGAUUCUUUUGAUAUGGCAUUAAGAUUAUAUGAUGGUUGGAAAUUAGAAUAAACUAAAAAAAAGAAUCCUGGAAAUUUAUUAGAAAUUAUUAAUAAAAUAGCACUUCGUUAACCAUUUAAAUUAUUACAAUAAUCUUAAAAAAGAAAUAAAAUACAAUUCAGUCCAAAUAAAAUUGAAAAUUCGUAAAAAUCUCCAUGUAACAAAUAAUAAUCAUAUUAAUCACCAAUUAAUAAAAAGUCAUUUAAUUACAUGGGUUUAAAUGAUACUUGUGAGAGACUUUAUAUGGAAGGAAUUGUUUAGAAAGUGAAAAAGUAUAAAUAUAAUAACUGAAAUAGAGAAUAAUAUGAAUAAGAAAAAUAACAAUUAGAAUUAAAGGAUUGUACAUUCAAACCAUAAGUUAAUGUUGAGAAUAUUAGAAAUAAAGAAAUUGAAGUUUUUGAUAGACUCUAUAGAACUUAAUUAGUUAGUAAGAAUGACUUUUCAGAAAUUAAACAAAAAUAAGAAAUUAGUUAAUGCACUUUUACUCCAUCUAUUAAUAAACAAGAAUAAAUAUCUAACUUCUUACCUCUUGAUAAUAAGUAAUUAAAAUAUAUUAAUUUAAUUUAAAGAUAAACAGCUUAAACUCAAAUUUUUGAUAGAUUAUUUUAGGAAUCAAUCUAAAGAAGUAAUUUAAAAUCAAGUUAUGCUCCUUAUCGAGAAUAAAAAUAAUUAUAGGAGUGCACAUUUAAACCUUAGAUUUCUAAUAGAUAAUUAAAUAGAAGUGGAGAUGAUAGUAUAUAUAUAUACUAUUUACUAGUCUUUAAAAGAUUACAUAAUGAAUCUGUGGAAAAAUAAUAAAUUUAAGCUUUUCAAAAACUUGAUAAAGAGAGUAAAGAACUUGAAUAGUGUACAUUCAAACCCAAAAUUAAUACUAAUUGUAAUUUUUCUCCUAAUGUCUAACCUGCUUUUGAUCGUUUAUACAUGUUAUCAACUAAAUCAAAAAAAACUCUUUUUGAUGAUAGUCAAUAAAAACCAACCAUUAAUAAGACUAAGGAUUAGUCAUCUAUUUAAAACAAUGAAUCUUUAUUUGAAAGAAUGAAAAGUCAUGUAGAUAAAAAGAAAAGAAAUAUCUACUAAAUAAAAUAAGAAGUUGACAAAGAAUUAACAUUUAAACCCAAUAUUAAUGUUAGAUCAUAAAAUAAUAUACAAAGCAAAUAAAGUUACAAACAUUAAUCUAUUUUUUCUGUUAAAUCAGAACCAAAACUAAAACCUACUGCAAAUACUUUAUCGACAUAUGUAUAUAACACAAGAAAGUCUCAAUAAGAUAAAGAGAAUAGUAAUUUAUCGAUGUAUUGUGAAACUGCAUAUUUUUAAGAGGAUCAAAAAUUAAAGCCCAAUAUUUUAGAUUUUAAAUAGUGA